Chondrus crispus (carragheen) is the source of this 519-nucleotide messenger RNA. RefSeq lists its product as hypothetical. The transcript has a single exon. Lineage: Eukaryota; Rhodophyta; Florideophyceae; Gigartinales; Gigartinaceae. The record is from RefSeq and is a predicted model, not a curated record. The coding region runs from base 1 to 519 and encodes 172 amino acids.
AUGACCGGCGAACAAACUACCCCAAACCCCACCGAAGAAGAAAGAAAUGCGGUCACAGGCGCUGCCCGCUUUAUCAUUUCAUGGGAAAAUGACAACACCCCCGAUAAUGCAUCAAUCAACCUUUGUGAUAUCCGCCAUUCUACUCGAAAAUCGGUCAAUGCCGUUUUGUCUCGCAGUCGCAAAUCCAUCGACAUCAACGAUAUUGCUGCGUCAUAUGGCUUGCAAUCCCAAAACUGGCGACCGUUAAGCGACUCAGUGCUUUAUGGAGACCAUAUCGCACUCACAGAGACUGCAUUAGACCAGAGCAACUCCAAAAACGCAUUUUCACCACAACGAAGUCAUUUUGCUGGGGAAGAGGUAGCACUUGCUGCCAAACUGCCCCAUGACGCUAAAGUGGUUGAGCGAAUUGCUGCUGCACCUCUCCCUUGCUCUUUGUUGGCCACGUCGCACACAUUAAGUCGGAUUUUCGUCCAGGAUUCAAGAGACUUGUGCGUGCUGCGAGAGCUGAAGGGAUACUGA